Molecule: messenger RNA, 738 nt
Organism: Peronospora matthiolae
Lineage: Eukaryota; Oomycota; Peronosporomycetes; Peronosporales; Peronosporaceae
Source: the annotation of a GenBank genome assembly
AUGGCCCCUGCUGACGACUCCAAGUCUGCGGCCGCAGAGCCUGCACCUGCAACGGCAGCCGGUUCUACCGGAGAAACUUCAGCUUCCUCCACUACUACCACGCGCUCGUCGCCUUCUCGAAAAGCCAAGACAACGGGAUCCAAAAAGGACGAGGUUGUUGCCAAAGAAGAGGCCCCGAAGACCAAAAAGUCUUCAAAGAAGUCAGAGGCAGCGAGCAAGAGCUCGGGUGACGGCGGCCCAUCGUACUUUGAGCUCAUUGUCAACGCCAUUAAGGAGCUCAAGGACCGUAAUGGCUCGUCGCGUCAAGCGAUCGGGAAGCUGGUCGAGACGAAAAAGGGAAACUACGCGAGCCACCAUUUGAACAAGGCGCUACGGACUGCCGUAGAUAGCGGCAAGUUGAUUCAGACCAAGGGGUCGUACAAGUUGUCGCCUGAGCUGCGUAAACCUUCGGCCGCAAUGAAAAAGAGUCAUAAAGUCUCGGAGAAAGCUGCCAAGACGGUAGCGAAAGUGGGCAAGGGAGCGAAAAAGACGUCGGCAGCGGUCAAGAAAGCGACUGCCACGGCAGCUGCUGUAGCCAAGAAGAAGAAGAAGAACGUGGCUGCAAAAAAGGUGGCGGCCAAGAAGGCCCCGGCUAAAAAGGCGAGUGCGAAGAAAGUGCCCGUAAAGAAAGCUCCAGCCAGCAAGAAAGUUAGUGCCAAGACGGUCAAAAAGUCGGUCAAAAAGACGGCUAAGAAGUAG